Messenger RNA from Penicillium subrubescens, 1185 nucleotides. RefSeq names its product NAD(P)/FAD-dependent oxidoreductase. The coding region runs from base 1 to 1185 and encodes 394 amino acids. Lineage: Eukaryota; Fungi; Ascomycota; Eurotiomycetes; Eurotiales; Aspergillaceae. The record is from RefSeq and is a predicted model, not a curated record. Gene Ontology annotation, molecular function: electron-transferring-flavoprotein dehydrogenase activity; flavin adenine dinucleotide binding. The transcript has a single exon. Gene Ontology annotation, cellular component: cytoplasm.
AUGGCCAAACUCGUCUCUGUGGUGGUCAUCGGCGGCUCGCACGCUGGCCUUGCAGUAAGCCAGAAGCUGCUCCGGCAGACGGCGCGAGCAAAAAUCACCCUCAUCAACCCUUCGGAUGAAUACUACUUCAACAUCGCCGCACCGCGCUUCCUUGUCAAGCCCAAGAGCCUGCCACCGAGCAGGUACCUGUACUCCAUCCCCGACGCGUUCCGCGACUACCCAGCGGACAGAUUCACCUUCAUCAAGGGCUUGGUGACCGAGAUUGACUACGCGACCAAAUCCGUCUCCGUUACCCUGGCCAUGAAUUCUGCUGGGGCUACUACUACUCCUCCCACUGCGGCGUCGUUUGGCUUCGAUUACCUCGUGAUUGCAUCUGGAAGUACGACGCCUGCGACGCUUGGGCAGGCAGGGGUGCGACUCCCAUUCAAACCGACAGCCUUUGAGGAUACCAGGAAAGCAAUACACGAGGCGCAGGAGAAGCUCAGCGCCGCGCAGCGGAUCCUUAUCGGUGGUGGGGGGCCCCUCGGUGUCGAAAUCGCCGGGGAACUAGCCGAGGCAGCGGGUCCUAAGAAGGUCACCGUGGUGUCCCGGACUAGCGUGCUGUUGGAGGGGGCGACUGCCCCUGUGCAGAGAACCGCGUUAUCGCUCCUCCACCGGCGCAAUGUCGAUGUCCUGACCGGGGUCACGGUCGUCGACGCGGUGUACGAGGCUCACACCCAGACCUGGACGGUGAAGCUGUCCACGGGGCGCACGUAUACCGUUGAUGCCUAUAUCGCUACAACGGGCACCAUACCAAAUAACGCCUUUAUCCCAAAGAGCUUUCUAAAUGCGCAGGGCUGGGUCAAUGUUGAUAAGGAGCUCCGCGUCCUUGACAAUGGAGUCAGCCGGAGUGACACCUAUGCUAUCGGGGACAUUACCAGUUAUCCGUACCGACUGCUCUCGCGAGUGCCUCUUCAGGGAGAAACUGUGGCAGCCAACAUUGUGGGGGCGAUUGAGCAAAAGGGGCAGGUUGCCACGUACUCGGCAAAGGCACAAAAGAAGAUGAUGGUCGUCCCUGUGGGGCAGUCGACGGGGACGGGACACCUUGGGGACUGGACGCUGUUUGGAUGCCUGGUGUGGUUCUUCAAGGGUAAGGACUUUUUGACGUACAAGGGGCCUAAGUUUCUGCUAGGGCAGUCGAGUUGA